AUGGUGGACCGCCCGAAGCCAGGAGUUUGCUUUGCCAGCGAGACAGCUCUGACACUCUCGUGCGGCUGGGUAGCUCGUGGGAUUGUUGAUCGUCUCGGGCUGAGUAACGCUCUCAGCCCUUGUUGUGCCCACCAUCGGGGCCAAGCUCUCUGCGAGAUGCUUGAGCGCAUCUUCACGGAAGAGCCGUACUGA
Molecule: messenger RNA, 192 nt
Organism: Peronospora matthiolae
Lineage: Eukaryota; Oomycota; Peronosporomycetes; Peronosporales; Peronosporaceae
Source: the annotation of a GenBank genome assembly